GACGCGGAACCGUAUUCAUUCGCAUUGUGCUGGUUUAUGAACAUAGAAAUGGAACUUUUGAUUCACUUUUAAAGGAUUCAAGUGGACAGAUACGCAAAUGCGGCUUGUAGUGUUUUGUAUGUGUUUUUAUUUAUAGUAAGACAGAUUAUCAGUAUCACAAGCAUGUAAAACACAGCUUCUAUUUAAACUUGUUUGACGUGUUUUGUGAGGAAGACACUAUGGAUAUAUUCCGCGCUAAAGUGGAUUGCAGCUCCUAGUGGCGUUUUCUGUUGAGUUCGGAUUACCAACACUUAUUGCCGAAUUGAAAAUCAAAUGUUCCCGCCUGAUAAACAGAACAUGCUGAACACUCUGAUGUCCUAUCAAUGAAAGUGAGUGAUAAUGAGGGAGCUUCUAGCAUUCAACGGAAAAGCUGGGAAGCUCAACGAGGGUGUUUUUACAACGUUGAAAUUAAUAUGCCGGCCCGAGAAAGCAAAACAAGCAAAACAAGGAAACGCACCACAAGGCAAUAACACAACGCGUGUGUCAAAAGGUGAUGUCCCUUUGUACAACACGCGUCUUGUUAUACGCACGGUGGAAAAACAUUGGGCGGGUGAUCUCUCUGAGGAAGAUAUAGAGAAAAACCUGGAGCAGACAAUUCUACAUUAUGCAAUCGUUCCCCAAGUGGCCUACUACAGAAAUGCACAGACUGUUAGCUUCGUCGCACCAUUUUUUGGAGGGGGGACCUUAGAUGAAGUAAUACAGAGAGAAAGAGAAGAAACAGCAAAGAUUGCAACGGAAAGACCGUCUAAGAGAAAACCGGAAAUAGAAGCGGAAAGACCAUCUGAGAGAAAACAGGAAAUAACAGCGGAAAGUUCGCAAACGUUAGAAUGGAGAGAUAAGUUGCGAAUACUUUACCAAAUAUGCCGGGCCAUUGAAUAUCUUCAUCAGCCACCAGAAUGCAAAAGAAAACCUGUAUCCCAUGGCGACAUUUGCAUGCAAAACGUUCUAUUGGAUGAGCAGAAGAAUGCCCGAUUGUUAUUUCUAUCGCCCAAAUCGGUCGAAGGAGAAGUUGGGGAUAAACAGUUUCAAGAGGACAAAAACAAAGAUGUACAAGCCUUCACAGACAUGGCACAUGACCUCCUUGGACAAAGUGGGAAGAAAGCAGCAUCAUACCUUCUUCCACGUAUACAAGAGGCUGUUACGAUAACAGAUAUAAAAAAAGAAUUGGAGUCGGGUCUCAGAAAAGAAGAUAUCAAGUACUGGACUUCAACGCAAGACGAUGGAAAAAAGAAAGACGACGAUGGAAAAAAGAAAGACGGCGAUGGAAAAAAGAAAGACGCAGGUGUAACUAAGAAAGACAGAUGUGAGAUUUGCUGCGUAAAUAAGCCUGAGAUGACAUUCGUCAAACUUCAACAUGCUAAAAGUUGUCCCUCCAAAAUAAAGAUAUGCGUUGGUUGUCUGUGGAACUGGCAAUACAAUCCCGUCAAGUGCCACUCGUGUGAUCAAGAGAAAAUACAGUCCCCAGUCGGUGAUCGCUGGGGUGCCAUUCUCAUAGCGGGCACAGAUACGAAUGAGGACAUUACCAAAUGUUUUGAAGAUGAUAUAAAAAAGCUGGAAAAUGAAGUUAUUACAAACGUUACUUUGAUGGGUGUUAGGGACAAUGUUGUUACAGUGAAGAAAUCUACAACAACGUACCGUGAACAAUUGAAGAACGCGUUCAGCAAGAUUGGUAUUUCAAAGAUCAACACCAUAGUAUUAGUUUAUUCUGGUCAUCAUGGGGAUGAAGGAUUUCAAUUAGACACUCACACGCUGAAAGACUGUGAGCUUGUAGACGAAUUCAAUCGUCUUAAACAUGUGACGAAAGUUAUUGCAUUUCUAGAUUGCUGUCACCCAAAGAAGCUUAUUCUGGACAAAAAAGCGGUGUUGCAGUUUAAUGCCGUAACAAGCAAACAAUCAGCUAUCUCUAGACCAAGAGGUAGCCUGUUUGUAAAUGACAUUGUCAACGUAUUGACAAAUCCAUGGGAAUAUAAGUGUUUCGAAAAUACACCUUUAAUAAGAGAUUAUGACAUGCACAAGUAUUUCAACAAGCACCCUUACAAUUCGUCGAUAGAAACGUCACAACUUUCAAACACUGAUGGAGAUCUUGACCACAUUCUUACAUUUAGACCGGUUGACCCUGGAUGGCUGAAAGCGUUGGAAGAAUCAUUAGAAAGCAGCCCAUUGCAAGACUUUACAAUGGAGCUAUUUAAACUAUACGACAAAACUGCAAGCAAAAUGUCUAUUCCGCUUGACAUAGAUGUGGUGCUUGAGAAAAUAUAUGAAAGUCCUCAACUUACUCUAAAAAACAAUGCCAAAGACGAAGGGAACGACAUAACUGAGUUGAUUGACAUUUUUCAAAACGAAAAAGGCACAUUGGCUAAAACAGUACUUGUUGAAGGCGAGCCAGGGUCGGGAAAAUCAUCCCUAUGUAAGAAGAUAGUUCAUGAAUGGUGUAAAACUAAAGGGAGGACAAUUCAUUCCCGAACAAAAACUAAAUGGAACGAAAUAUCUUGUCAAUUUGAAUUUGUGUUUUACAUAAUUCUCCGCGAGGCAAUGGAAGAAUGUUCCAUAAAAAAAAUGAUAGUAUCAAAUAUCGUAGAGAAGAUUGGCAAAAACGAAACUAGCAUCAAAAAGGAGAUCGGCAUAGACAAAACAAGGGGAGAAGAAUUGCUUGGAGAAAUCUUGAAAUCCAACACUUGUCUGCUUCUCCUUGAUGGUCUAGACGAAUGGCAGCACCCUAAUGGAUGCUUUUUGGACGAAAGAAUUCCCCAUGAUUGUACAAGUUGGGAAAACUGUACCAUUCUCAUAACCACAAGGCCAUACAAUCUGGCUGAGCUGAUUAAAAAACCCUCACAGAUUGACAAACAUGUGAUGUUGAAAGGAGUUUCGAGACCGGAAAAUCUCGUUGAGAAAAUAGUAUCUAGUUUAAAUGAUUUACCAGGCAAAGGGCCGUCCCAGAACACAGAAGGCGCAAGAACACCACUGAACCACAAGCUUUGCAUUCAGGAAGUAAAAGGAAAAGAUUUGUGGCAUUUCAGUAAAUGUCCAAUCAUGUUAGCUCACGUCGUUUGGCUUUGGUACAAGGAUGAGCUUUCGACAAGUAUGAAUCUUUCUGAUUUAUAUGAUACGUUGCUAAAAGAACGAUGUUUUGAAUCGUGCGACAAGAAAAUCCAACCUUCUGGACCAAAAGACGAGGAAAUUAUAUCCACCCUGAGCGAAAUAGCAUUUAAAAAGUUAUUUGCUGAAGAUGAAAAUCAUACAAUUGUAUUUGAAAUAGAUGAGGAGAAAAAUGUGACCUUCAAGAAACAUAAAAAAGCAUCUCUUGAAUCUGGCAUCAUAUCCAGUACCCAAGUUAGACGCGGUCCUCCGCGUUAUUACUUCUUGCACAAAACUGUUCAAGAGUACUUAGCGGCGCUGUGGAUAUCAAAAGACGUUGCAGAGGGUUGUUCACAUAUCAAACACACAUACAAAAAGAACAGAAGAGAAAGCGGAGUUAGCUUGUCUCAGAUUUUAAUUUUCCUUUGCAAUAUGAAUACAAAAGCUGCUGAAGACCUUUCCAAAGAAAUGAACGAGUUGUUCACGGACUUUUGCGAUAGAGUUGGUUAUUCUCAUCGGGAAUCGGAGAUGCUGCAGAAUACAAUCCUACGAGCCCAAAAAGAGCUAGACAGGAGGGACAAAUCAGGGAGGAAAUUGUGCCUGAAGCACAUCUUUCUUAAGGAUCACAUCGGUGCAUCACGAGUUGAGAAAGAUUUAGAACAAUAUGUGAAGACAAACCAAUCACACAUAGUGUCAUUGUUUAUCGGACUCAAGCCAAACAUUCCAUUCCACUUUGCGAACAGUAGCAACAACGAAGUUCUUGAUUUAAAGAAUUGCAAGGGUUUAAAGUAUUUACGACUACUCUCGAUAAGCUUCAAAGAUGUCAUUGGUUUGAAUUUGAGUAAUCUUGUAGAAUGCAGUAUACAUUUCGAACAUCCUCAGCAAGCUCCGAAUCUUACAUCUACAUUCUACAACUAUGAUAUUGAGUGCUUGCAAGCAAUGAAAAAACUUGAUUUGUCAGGUCUGAAGGACUUCCACUGGUUGCAUAAAGAUUCAGAACGAAGCGGAGUUCUUGAUUUACGACGCCUUGGAAACCUUGAACAUCUUGGAUUGAACGGACUGCCUUACUCAGAUGUGGUGAAUCUACCAGUGUUUAGACUACACAGACUAGAAGUAGGAUUUAAUGAACUACAGCAAGCACCACAGUUUAUGUCAAUGUUAAUAACACAUCAAACAUGCAAGAAUGAACGGGAAGGACUUUUCUCUCACCUGAAAGACUUAUCCUUGGAAAAUGUCCGCAUGUCAGAGGAGAAGUUCAGACGACUAUCGCUGUCUUUCAUUACAGCGGGAGAUACGUCAUUGGUGUUGUCGUGGUGUUCCAUAGAACCGGAAGAUGAUGUACCGCAGCUUCAGGAUGAGUACGAGCAGCAGGUAGUACCAUCUGAUUGUACAACAAGCAUUGAUCUUCACUUACCCAAGUGGCCUGCUAUCCACUCACCUGCUCAAACAGCACAACUCAGAUUUAGAUUCGUAUCAUUAUCAACGGACGUAAUUGAGCGUCUCGUCAGUCAAGCGUUAGUAUCUGGACAUUGGGUUGAGUGUGUGCUAGACCAGUGUAGUAUAGGGCCUCCUCCGGAUAUCAGGUCAUUGAAGGAGAAUAUGGAGACUAUCCCUGCCAUUCAGAUUGAGACAUUCGAGUUCGAACCAAACAACGACACGCCUCAUUGGCUGUGGCCCACAAAGUAUAAGGGUGACCAAACAUGGAACAUUCGUUUCAAAGUAAACGCAAAGAAGUCUACACUCACUUAGUCCACUGCAGAGAAGCCCGAAGUUACGGAAUGUACACGCAUGUAGAACGAACGUCGUAAUGUUUGACAACGUGAGAUCACCACGGACAGUUCAUACAUGCUAAGUGUUAUUAGACCGUUUUAUACAAUUUGUGCCUGCAUGGACACUUAGAGUCCAAUAAGGCGAAGUGUAACGAGCACAAUUGCCAUUUUGGAGACUUAGAGUUCAAUAAGGCAAAGUGUAACGAGCACAAUUGCCAUUUUGGAUAUUUAGAGUUUAAUUUGGCAGUGUAAAAAAAGAAACAAUUGGUGCCCGCAAUUGGGAUACGUAUGCAAAGUGUAAGAAAAACAAUGUACACAAUUUGUGAGACUAAACGUAUUUGGAAAUGCUUUCGUAGAUACUUAAAUUACAAAUUCAUUUUAGUAUACAUUUCUGUAAAUACUCUCGUUAUUUGAUAGUUUUUUUCACAAGGUAUAGAAAUGUCCCUUUUCUUGAAUAAUAUGUAUCGUUUUUUAAAACAAAGUUUGAAAGAUAAUUGCUUAGUUUCUUGUUGAUAGAAUGAUGCAAUUAUGUGUUGUAUAUUAUAACAACAUAUGUACAUACGGUGAAAACAACCAUAGUUAUUUUUUUCCAUUUGCCCUCCCCCUUAUUAAGAGUCACCUUCUGCAUUUAGCCCCCUUUAUCUCGAGUCAUAUUGUGUAUUUUGUUCCCCUUGAUCAACAGUUAUCCUUUCCAAUUGGCCCCUUUAUAAACUGUUAUCUUUACCAUUUGGCCCCUUUAUCAAAGGUUGUCUUUUUUAUUCGCCCCCCUUUAUCAAGAGAUAUAUUUUAUAUUUAGCCCUUUUUUAUAAAGAGUUAUCUUUUCAAUUUGGACCCUUUAUCAAGAGUUAUCUCUAAAUUUAACCCCCUUUUUCAAGAGUUAUCUUUUAAAUAAAACCGUUUUUAUAAAGAAUUAUCUUUUCAAUUUGGGCAAAGAGAUAUAUUUUCUAUUUUGACCAAUUAAUCAAUAAAUUUAUUUGGUAUCCUUUAUCAGGAAUGAUCUUGUCCAUUUGGCUUCCUUUUUCAAGACUUAUAUUUUUUUUCACCCCCCUCCCCCUUUAUCAAUACUUGUUUUUUCUAUUUGGUCCCCUACAUCAAGAGUUAUCAUUUAUUAUUUUCCCCUUUAUCAAUAGUUGUUUUUCCUAUUUUGUCCCCUAUUUGUUCAGAUAUCAUAGAAUAAAGUUAGUGUGUUUUUAGAUGACAUAUACAGUAUGUAUCAUUGGAAGAAAAGAAACAAGCGAAAGAGUGUAUAACAUACUGUUUGUUAUAUACAUUUUUCCAUGAUUCAUUUUUGUUUUCUUGUAUUUAUACAUUCAUGAACAUUAUUUCAAUAUCCUUUAUCAAUCAGUAUCUAUUGAGACAGAAAUAAUUGUGUCGUUAUGUUCCUAUUCAUAAGUUCUGAUCAUGAUAAAUGGUAGUUGAAUGUUUGCUUUGUACAAUUUGUAAAUAUGUUUUUUGAAUGAAAAUAAGUUAUUUUGAACUAAAAACACGAAGGAAUGAAAACUAGUUCGUACUUUUGUGCAGAUUUUGAUGCAUUUUGUGUUUAAUUUCUAUCAAUUGUAGUAUUCCCUUGUAAGUUAAUAAUAGUAAUAAGAAAGCGGUAAGUGAAAUGAAAUAUCAUUGUAUGAUUAUUAUUUUAGCGUUGAAUAACCUGUGAAAAUCUUGUUUUGGUACAAAAUUUCAUUCAUGACGAAAAACUUUAUGAAAAACUGAACGAAAUCAAAAUGUACACGUUUCAUUGAAAUUUACUUACUAAGAAUAUCUCUGUUUAUACCUUAACCUUCGUUAUUCAUAUCAGUUGUAGUUAAAUAAGUACAUUGUUCAUUUAUUCAACUGAUUAGACGGUACAUAUACGUACUAAACAUUGUAUGAUGUUUUGUAUUUUGCUUUGUAUAACUUGUAUAUACAGUUAUUGGAUGAGUUAUUGUUUUCUGAAAGGUAACAAAAAACUUCAUGAAAAACACAAAGAAAUCAAUAUGUGAACGUUUCCUGAAAUUUAUGGAAAUUUAUGCAUAUAAUUUUUAACCUUGGUUAUUCAUAUCAGUUGUAGUAUUCCCAUAUAAAUAAAUACAUUGUUCAUGUUUUCAACUUAUUAGACGGUACAUGUACGUAAUGAUCACUGUAUGAUAUUUUGUAUUUUGCUUUGUAUAGCUUAUGAUCAUAGUUAUUGGAUGAGUUUUUAUUUUGUUAAAAGGGAAAGACGCAUUGUUUUAUGGAUAAAAAAUUGAAUUUAUAACAAAACAACUUCAUGAAAAACACAAAGAAAUCAAUAUGAACACGUUUCAUUGAAAUUAAAAUAAUUAAGAAUAUCUAUGUAUAUACAUUAACCUUGGUUAUUUAUAUCAGUUGUAGUAUGCCCAUGUAAAUAAGUACAUUGUUAAUAUAUUCAACUUAUUAGACGGUACAUGUACGUAUGAUGUUUUGUUUUUUGCUUUGUACAAGUUUUGAACAUAGUUAUUGGAUGAGUUAUUGUUUUGUUAAAGGGAAAGACGCCUGAACAAAUGAAGUUGACGGUACAAGAACGUACGUUAAAUCUUUUUUUUUCAUUGUAUGAUAUUUCGCUUUGUACAAGUUUUGAACAUAGUAAUUGGAUGAGUUAUUGUUUUGUUUAAGGGAAAGUCACCUUAACAAAUGAAGUUGACGGUACAAGAACGUGCGUUAAAUCUUUUUGCUUUUCCAUUGUAAUGAGUAUAGUGUUGAUGUAUUGAAAAUAGUAAACGUUAAAUGAAAGAAGGUUAAUGAUGCCUGUAAUUCAUUUACAUUUCGUAAGUUAAUUACUAUAUUGUUCAAUUACUGAACGCAGUCGACGUUGCAUCAAUGUAUAUUGAUUGACACAAUAUGGUGACUGAUAUGUAUUUGCUUUCCCAAAUUGUCAUUAUUGUAUGUUUCAAUUACUGAGCUUAAUAGACGGAACAUAAACGUAAGGUAAUGAUGUAUGCAAUUCAAUUACUUUCCCAUGUUCAUUUCUAUUUUGUUCAACUUGUUGAACUUAGUAGAUAUAUCAUUAACGUCCAUUUAUGGUGUCUGCAAUUAAUUUACUAUUCAAUGGUUAAUUACUAUAUUGUUAAGUUUAUAAGCUUAGCAGAUGGAACAAUAACGUAAGUUAAUGGUGUCUGCAAUUUAUUAAAUAUUCGCAUAUUAAUUACGAUAUUGUUAACUUAUUGAAAUAAAAAGACGUUAUAUUAAGGUAGGCUUAUGUUGUCUGCAACUUAUUAACUGUUCAUAAGUUAAUCACGCUAUUGUUCAAUUACUGAACGUAGCAGAUGGAACAUUAACGUAAGUUAAUGGUGUCUGCAAUUUAUUUACUUUUCAGUUUAUUACGAUAUUGUUCACCUAUUGAACUAAGUAGACGUAAUAUUAACGUAGGCUUAUGGUAUAUGCAAUUUAUUUACUUUUUAUAAUAAUUGCGUUUCGACAUGAGGGUGUUUUAAUGCAAUAUUUAACUUUUUAUAAGUUCAUUACGAUAUUGUUUACUUAUUUAACUACGAAGACGUAACAUUAACGUAAGCUUAUUGUAUCUGGUAUUUAUUUAAUUCUCAUAAUUAUUGCGUUUCGACAUGAGGGUGUUUUAAAAAAGGCAAAGGUUUUUUUUUUCGAAAUAUGGCCAAAUCUUAACUGUCUAGGCCGAAAUCGUUUCAAAGUUUCAAAAUGAUGUAAGUGCUUUUUUAUUCAGUCUUAUACAGUUUAUAAAGAAAGAUAUAAUUUUAUUGGAUAAAGUCAAAUAUUCCCAAGCGUGAAUUAAAUAUCCAUGCUUUUGCAGCUUUUAAUUACCCUCAUUGUUGAUGGAAAUGUUGUAAAAUAUAAGUGCUGCAAGCAUGCUGUGUUAAUGUCUAUGUAUGGACGAUGUGCAAUUAUUCCGUUUUGUAUUGAGUGGAAUAGUGAGUUUUAAUUCUGUAUAUUGAUGGUGUGUAUUUACUAUUAGUGUGAUGAUGUGUAUUAACUCUGUGUUUAAAUGGCGUGUAAUAUCUUUAUGUGUGUAUGGUGUGAAGUGACUCUAUGUAUGCAUUGUGUGUAAUAACUCUAUAUAUGGAUUGAUUUUAAUUACUAUAUGUAUGGAUUGUGUGUUAUAACUAUAUGUAUACAUGGUGUGUAAUAACUCUAUGAAUGGAUGGUGUGUAAUAACUCUAUGUAUGAAUGGUGUGUAAUAACUGUAUGUAUAGAAGGUGUGUAAUUACUUUAUAUAUGGAUGGUGUGUAAUAACUGUAUGUAUGGAUGGUGUGCAAUAACUCUAUGUAUGAAUGGUGUGUUAUAACUCUAUGUGUGAAUGGUGUGUAAUUACUCUAUGUGUGAAUGGUGUGUAAUAACUGUAUAUAUGAAUGGUGUGUAAUAACUGUAUGUAUAGACGGUGUGUAAUUACUCUAUGUAUGGAUGGUGUGUAAUAACUGUAUGUAUGGAUGGUGUGUAAUAACUUUAUGUAUGAAUGGUGUGUAAUAACUCUUUGUAUGAAUGGUGUGUAAUAACUCUAUGUAUGAAUGAUGUGUAAUAACUAUAUGUAUGAAUGGUGUGUAAUAACUCUAUGUGUGAAUGGUGUGUAAUAACUGUAUAUAUGAAUGGUGUGUAAUAAAUGUAUGUAUAGACGGUGUGUAAUUACUCUAUGUAUGGAUGGUGUGUAAUAACUGUAUGUAUGGAUGGUGUGUAAUGACUUUAUGUAUGAAUGGUGUGUAAUAACUCUAUGUAUGAAUGGUGUGUAAUAACUAUAUGUAUGGAUGGUGUUUAAUUACCCAGUGUAUAGACGGUGUGUUAUAAUAUCUUUUGGAUGGUAUGUAAUAACUGUAUGUAUGGAUGGUUUAUAAUAACUCUUUUUUAAGAUGGUGAUUAAUUACUCUAUGUUUGCAUGGUGUGUACAACUAUAUAUUUGGAUGGUGUGUCCUAACUCUUUAUAAGGGAUUAUGUUUUACCACUCUACGUAUGGACCGUUUGUUAUAACUCUUUGCAUGGAAUGUUUUUAAUAAAUAUAUUUUUAUGGUGUGAAAUAACUCUUUUUAAAUGGAUGAUGUGUAGUAAUUGUAUGUGUGGGUGCUGGGUUACAGCUGUAUGUUUGGAUAGUGUGUAAUAACUCUACGUAUAGGUUGUGUGUAAGAAAUGUGUGUAUGGAUGAUGCAUUCUCACCAUAUUUAUGGAUUAUGUGUAAUAACUGUAUGUAUGGGUUAUGUGUAAUAACUGUAUGUAUGGAUUAUGUGUAAUAACUGUAUGUAUGGAUUAUGUGUAAUAACUGUAUGUAUGGAGUAUGUGUAAUAAAUCUAUGUAUGGAUUAUGUGCAUUAACUGUAUGUAUGGAUUAUGUGUAAUAACUGUAUGUAUGGAUUAUGUGUAAUAAAUCUAUGUAAAGAUAGGUAACAUUAACUAUAUGUAUAAAUUGUGUGUAGAAUUAUGUGUAUGGAUGAUGCAUUCGAACUAUAUGUAUGGAGUGUGUGAAAUAAGCAUAUAACAUACGAUGUGUUGUAACUAUCUAUGGAUUGUGUGUUAUAAGUAUAUGUACGGACCAUGUGUAGUAACUUUUAAUGGAGUACUAAUUUGUCAAUAGAGUGGAGUCGUAUUUUUACUGUAAAAAUGAACAUAUCUAGCUUUGUUCAUAAAUAACUAUUUUUUUAAUUUAAAUUUCAGCCAAUUAUUGAAUAGAUGUCUGUAUGAUAUAUAUAUAUUGUUUUCAGAGAUUGAACAAAUGUGUUUAUGUGGUGUGUAUUGCUACUAGAGAUUGAGUAAAUGUAUGUGUUUGAUAAACAUAGCUA
This is a messenger RNA of Mya arenaria, 10608 nucleotides long. RefSeq lists its product as uncharacterized. NCBI's taxonomy places the organism in Eukaryota, Metazoa, Mollusca, Bivalvia, Myida, Myidae. The record is from RefSeq and is a predicted model, not a curated record. Gene Ontology annotation, molecular function: protein kinase activity. Gene Ontology annotation, biological process: protein phosphorylation. The transcript is spliced from 16 exons. The coding region runs from base 379 to 4863 and encodes 1494 amino acids.